AUGCUUCCUGCAGCACCCAUCACCAUCACACCCUCAUUUCCCGUCAUCCCAUUUCCUCCAUCACUCGCCCACUCCCCCCCCCCCUUCCCUGCACGCCACCUGCAGUUCGGCCCACUGGAGGGCGCAUUCUUUGCCGACUAUGGCACGGAUUUAGGCUCGGGAGCCACUGUGCUAGGCGACCCAGCAGGGGCGCGGGGCAAACCAGGGAGGGGCUUUGGGCUGGGCGCAGGGGUGCGGGUGGACUCACCACUGGGCCCUCUGCGCCUGGAGUAUGCCUUCAACGACCAGAAGAUCCCUCGCUUCCACUUUGGCAUCGGCUACCGCAACUAG
Messenger RNA from Closterium sp. Naga37s-1, 330 nucleotides. The record is from the annotation of a GenBank genome assembly. NCBI's taxonomy places the organism in Eukaryota, Viridiplantae, Streptophyta, Zygnematophyceae, Desmidiales, Closteriaceae.